UCUGGUUCUUUUUUCUCCAUUUCUUUCCCACUAACGGUUUCUCGUCUGUUGGUCAGCACUGUGCGCCUUUUCAUGGGGGGUUCGGACACCGGGAGGAUGCGCUUUUUGGAGGAACAGACGCUCAAAGUUGUGCAUUCGGACGCCCCGGGCUCGUUUUAGAGGAUUCGUAGAUGCGUGUCUGGUUGGAAUGAACAAUGGUGAGGCUCCUUGGUGCUGAUGCCGGGGGCAUGCUCUGGUUUCGCUUACUGUUGCUGUGCGCGGUGGAGUUGGAGCUGGGAGCCGGGGUCCCCACUUUCCAGGGUUUCUAUCUUCCACCUGCAAACGGGUCGCUGCUCACACCUGCCCGGAGGACGGAUGGAGUCGUGCGGACCGUUGACCGGAUUUACCACGGAGGAGGGAAGGUGGGCUACCUAGUGUACCUGGACGGGAGCCGCUUUCAGUUGGACAUGGAGCGGGACGAGUCGGUGCUGUCGCAUCACUUCAGCCCCCAGUAUGUACACGCCAUGAUGGGGGAGAGCCAUGCGCCCUUGCAGCGGGAAUGCGCGUACCGCGGCACAGUGGACUCCAACGCGGAGUCCCUGGCCGUCUUUAACCUCUGCGGCGGGGGUCUGGAGGGCUUCUUCGCCGUGGACCACGCGCGCUACACCAUCACGCCUAUCGUCAGGGCGAAGGGACACGAGCAUGACAUGCGCGCCCUGCAGGACAAGGACGCGGAGAGCGCGCUCCACGUGUUCACGCGCGAGAGCUUCAGCUUCGAGGCCAUGCGCGAGGGGCGCGAGAGCUGCGGUACGCGCGACGGGCGCAGAGGACGCAGGGACGCGGCGGGGAGACGCCGGCACCGAGGGCGCGGGGAGGGGAGACGGGACAGACAGGCGCUCACUGAUGACCAUGAUGCGCACGGAAGGACACUGUGGAGCCGGUUCGCCAAGGCGGCAGUACCGGAGCCUGGCACACGGAGGAGAAGGUCGGUCUCCCGCGCCAGGCACGUGGAGCUGCUUCUGGUGGCCGACGACACCAUGCUGAAGAAAUACGGAAAGGACCUGAACCACUACCUGCUCACACUGGCCUCCAUCGCCUCCAAGCUGUACGGGCACGCCAGCAUCGAGAACCCCAUCCGGCUGUCGGUGGUGAAGGUGAUCACGGUGGGUGAGAAGGAGAAGGGGCUGGAGGUGACCAAGAACGCGGCGGCGACGCUCAAGAGCUUCUGCAAGUGGCAGAACCAGCAGAACCCGCUGGACGACGACCACCAGCAUCACCACGACGCCGCCAUCCUCUUCACCAGGCAGGACCUGUGCGGCCACCACUCCUGUGACACCCUGGGGAUGGCGGACGUGGGCACCGUCUGCACUCCGGAGAGAAGCUGCGCCGUCAUCGAGGACGACGGGCUUCACGCUGCAUUCACUGUCGCACACGAAAUAGGUCACCUGCUCGGCCUGUCCCACGACGACUCCAAGUUCUGCGAGGAGCGCUUCGGGGUGAACAGCGACAAGCGGCUCAUGUCCUCCAUCCUGACCUCCAUCGACGCCUCCAAGCCGUGGAGCCGCUGCACCUCGGCGACCAUCACCGACUUCUUCGAUGACGGCAACGCCGAGUGUCUCCUGGAUUCUCCUCGCCAGCCCCUCCUCGGCCCCGAGGAGCUCCCGGGGCAGAGCUACGACGCCGUCCGCCAGUGCCGCCUGGCCUUCGGCCCCGAGUACACGGUCUGCCCGGGCAUGGACGUGUGCUCCCGGCUGUGGUGCGCUGUGAUCCGCCAGGGGCAGAUGGUCUGUCUGACCAAGAAGCUGCCGGCCGUGGAGGGGACGCCCUGCGGGAAGGGACGCAUCUGCCUGCAGGGGAAGUGUAUGGACAAGACCCGCAAGAGACUCUACUCGGUGUCCAACCAUGGCAGCUGGAGUUCCUGGGGUUCUUGGGGUGCGUGCUCCAGAACGUGCGGCGGGGGGGUGCAGUUCGCCCAGCGUCUGUGCAACAACCCGCCGCCGCGGAACCACGGCCGCUACUGCACCGGGAAGAGGGCCAUCCAUCGGUCCUGCAGCGUCACGCCGUGUCCCGCAUCCAGUAAGAGUUUCCGUCAGGAGCAGUGCGAGGUGCGCAACGGCCCCCAGACCGAUCCUAAAGGGGUGAAGACCUUCGUCGAGUGGGUCCCCAAAUACGCCGGAGUCCUCCCCAAAGACGUCUGCAAGCUGACCUGCAGAGCCAAGGGAACGGGAUACUACGUGGUGUUUGCUCAGAGGGUGGUCGAGGGGACAGAGUGUCGGCCGUACAGCAGCUCGGUGUGCGUGAAGGGGAAGUGUGUGCGGACGGGCUGCGACGGCAUCAUCGGCUCCAGGCUGCAGUUCGACAAGUGCGGUAUAUGUGGGGGGGACAGCACUGGGUGUCUGCGUGUGAUGGGCAACUUCACCAAGAAGAGUAAGGGCUACACCGAUGUGGUGAAGAUCCCCGCGGGCUCCACCCACGUGAAGGUUCGACAACACAAGGCCAAGGACCAGACCCGCUACACCGCCUACCUGGCGCUCCGGCGGCCCAGCGGCGAGUACCUCCUGAACGGCAAGUUCAUGAUCUCCACCUCCGAGACGAUCAUCCCGCUCAUCGGCUCGGUGCUCAACUACAGCGGGUGGAGCCAAAGGGACGAGUGGCUUCACAGCAUGGGCCCCGGGGCUCUCCAGGAAGCCUUGGUGGUGCAGAUUCUGGCCACGGACGCCAAAAAGCCCCUGGAUGUUCGUUACAGCUUCUUCAUGCCGCGCCGGACGGCCCCGCAGCCGCUCAUCCCCGUCCCGAAGGCAACCGCCUCGCAGAGCACCACGACAAUCACCACCACGACAAGAACCACCACCAGCACCACACCCUCUGUCCUGGUCCCGGGGCCAACGACAGCUCCGGGUCCCUCAACCCCAGCCCCGGGGCCCCAGUGGGUAACAGGCCCCUGGAUGACCUGCUCCAGGACGUGUGACACUGGCUGGCAGAGUCGGACAGUGCAGUGCAAGGACCAGGAUGGGAAACUGUCCAAAGGAUGCAUUCUGGGAGCUCGGCCCUCUGCCUUCAAACACUGUCUGGCGAGGAAAUGUUGAGGAGGCGGAAAAAAAGAUUUACACAAGAUGAGAAAAAGACGUUUUAACUUCUGAUGAAGGUCUCAAGUGCUGGAUGUAGGACCAAUGAAUGGACCAAUUAAUUUGAACCUUAAACUGGACUGUGAAUGUUGAGGCUUGGACCCGUCCGACAGACACUCAGAGACACGGUGGCAUGGAUGUACCCGACUAUAUGCCAAAGGGAUGCCCUGGAGCUCUAGUGGUUUCCCCAUUACAGAGACAGGUGUUGCCCUGGCAUAGUUAAGAACUUGAGUUGCAUGUCAUUGCCACACGGACAACAGCUGAUUGUCUUUACCUCCGAUCCCCUGGAGGCUCAGUGUGUGUUGCCCUGUAACAGCAUGCAUGUUGUGCGUGUCUUUUUGUAAUGCUAUUCCAUGUGUUCUCAUCACUGUGGGUAUGUGAGCGUCGAACCCCUUUGUCUUAUGUCGUCUGAGACCAGAGUCCUGCAGGUUGGAGACCCUGCCCUGUCUCACGACUGCUAUUCUACAUAUUAAGGGCGUUAAGUGAUGAAAGGUUUGUUUACGGGAAGAAUAUUGAAAAUGUGGAAUCACCGGGUGGGAAACAAUCUUUAUUGCAACUUAAGUUAAGGGACAAAAACACCAAAAGGGUCCACCUAUGGCCACGAAGUGGAUGAGCAUGAUGACAACAGGGAUCUCCUUCGCUUCUUCCUGUAAAUAUUUCUAAGAGCUACUCUGAGACUGAAGGUCAGGGUAACAGUAAAGUUUGGUUAACGGAUGUUGCAUUGCAUCCUGGGAGUUUAAUCGGCCGUGCCAAGAAACUACAGCUUAGUGUGACGGGAUGGGGGGGGGGGGCUCAACGACAGUGAAAUCAACGGAGGGGCAACGUAACCAUGACACUCCCUAACAUUUAAGGAGGCUGAUGAUGAAUCAGAUUUGGGGCAAUGCUUGAUUUGUGUCUGCGUGUGUGUGUGUGUGUGCGUGUGUGCGUGUGUGCGUGUGUGCGAAUGUCUGUGUGUGUGUGCGUGUGUGCAAAUGUCUGUGCGUGUGUGCGAAUGUAUGUGUGUGCGUGUGUGAGCUUCUUCACUCUCAGCUCCACUUGUAUCGGUUAUUCUGUUGGUGCUGGGAGGUUUAAGGUCCCCAUGUGUUUUUGUUUGUUGUUGUUCUUUUGUGUGGCGGUCAAUAUGUGUUAGAUUGUCUGUUUAUCUGUUUAUGAAACUAUGCUAGUAUGACAACGUGUGCCCUGGAAACUCGUAACGACAGCAGGAGACACACACGAAGGCGGGCGUCACUGUCCUCCUGCAGCUCCACUCAUUCUCCGUUUCCUUUUCAUCGUUCAUUCUCAAUUUUACUCAACAUCCUGUAUGUGCUCAUCAUCCCUUUAACUCGUCUUCAACCCUGGUGGGUGGAGUUUGCCAUAAUGCAACAAUUCAUAUUGUGCCACUCUGGGCAGUAAUAUAAUCAUGGAUGAACUUAAAUAACACAAAUGUACUGUUUGAAACAAUAUAAUAGAAGAGCAUUGAAAUUUGCAUUAAACGUAGAGUAAAAAGUACUUCAAAUGAAUACUAUGAGUACUUCAAUGUCCUCAGUUCUCAGCUUUACAAGUAAAUGUUGCUUGUAUACCUUAUGGACUUAAAAGAAACCCGUAGUUCAGAUUGUGUUAAAUCUCCUGGCACCAGUCGUGUUUCCCAGUUUGGCAAACUUCCCCCAUCAGCCUCCUGUGUAGCAGACACCAACAAACCACUCGUACAAUCCGCUCUCCUCCUGCCUCACACAUCCACAUUUAUUUACACAAUGUAGACUUUUUUUUAACGUGACUAGAUCUUUCAUAUAUGUGUUAGUUAUCAACCAUAUUUACACAGUUUCACACGUACAGACACACACAUUGAAACAAUCCAUCAGGUACAACCAUUGUGGGUUUUUUUCAAACCCACACACACACACACAUUCACACAACCUCCUUUGACUCUUCCAGGGGGGGAAACCCCUCGCUGAACGACAGAAACACAGCACUGAACUUGUAAUUUAUUGUUUGUACAACUGGUAUGUGUGAAUAAAAACAGAACAAUGA
Messenger RNA from Platichthys flesus (European flounder), 5111 nucleotides. RefSeq names its product A disintegrin and metalloproteinase with thrombospondin motifs 5 (gene adamts5). Gene Ontology annotation, biological process: extracellular matrix organization; proteolysis. The transcript has 8 exons. NCBI's taxonomy places the organism in Eukaryota, Metazoa, Chordata, Actinopteri, Pleuronectiformes, Pleuronectidae. Bases 195 to 3065 code for a protein of 956 amino acids. Gene Ontology annotation, molecular function: metalloendopeptidase activity; zinc ion binding. The record is from RefSeq and is a predicted model, not a curated record.